UUUAGUGAUCGUUUUCGUUUUUUCGUGAAUCAAUAUUUUAAUUAAUAAAUUACAUAAUCAUACAUAUUUUGUUCUUGAUGCAAAUUUUGAAUCAGACAAAAUAUAAAUAGAGAAGAUUCAAAAUUAUUCUAUAAAUUAGUGUAUUCAAUUCGUACGCACAAAACGGUCUAAACUUCGUGUUCUAAAAAACAAAAGUAAACACUAUUACAAAUAAAUAAUAAUCGUAAAAUAUAAAUUAAAGACUGCCUGGUAAGAAUAAAAAAAAGAUCAAAUCAACUUGCUGAGAAAAAAUAGAAAAAAAAAAAAAUGAAUCCUGAUACUAAUUCAAAAAAUCGUAAGGAAGAGAUCAGGAAGAAAUAUCGCGAAUGGUCAUGGGAUGCCAAAUGUAUAUCAGGAAUAUGUGAACUAUCAAAGAAUAAUUUAGAAGUAACAUUUAAUCCUAAAUUUAGUAAAGGUACUGCUGCAGCAAGAGGUAAUAAACCAUUAAAAAUAGGAAGACACCAUUAUUGGGAAUUAAGAAUAAUUACGAUUGCAUAUGGCACAGAUGUAAUGAUUGGUGUAGGUACCAAAAGAGCUAAUCUAAUGGAUACAGAAGGAAAAUUUUGUUCUCUGCUUGGACAAGAUCACGAAUCUUGGGGAUAUUCUUAUAAAGGAUACUUACAACAUGGUGGUCAAAAACAUCCUUAUACAGCAUGUUUUAAUGAAGGAAGCGUAAUUGGUGUACAUCUUGAUACUUGGAGAGGCAGAUUGCAAUUUUUCUCAAAACAAAAAUCUUUAGGUGUAGCAUUUACCGGAUUAAAAAAUAUUGUCCUUUAUCCUAUGAUCAGCUCAACAUCUGCUAACACUAAAAUACGAAUAUUAUAUUGCUGCUCAAUACCUAGCUCAUUACAAACGGAAUGCUUAUCCGUACUGCCACGCGUACAAAGAAAUUUUCUUUCUGAUACUUAUCCUGUAUUGCAAUAUUUAACUCAAAGUACGUUUGCCGAUGUCUUACGAAAGAAUUCAGAGAUUGAAAGCGAUGAAGAAGUUUCUGAAUUUGCACCUAAAUAUAGACGUUCUGUGAAAUUAUGGUAUAGGAGAAUAAACUAGAAUAAUAAAAAAAACUGUAUGAAGCAGUGAAUACGUAUUCUUAAUAGUUCUAUACGUCUUACGAG
Molecule: messenger RNA, 1154 nt
Organism: Vespula vulgaris
Lineage: Eukaryota; Metazoa; Arthropoda; Insecta; Hymenoptera; Vespidae
Product: SPRY domain-containing SOCS box protein 3-like
Exons: 5
Coding region: 307-1089 (260 amino acids)
Biological process (GO): proteasome-mediated ubiquitin-dependent protein catabolic process
Cellular component (GO): SCF ubiquitin ligase complex
Molecular function (GO): protein binding
Source: RefSeq, a predicted model, not a curated record